Lasiosphaeria miniovina is the source of this 1488-nucleotide messenger RNA. Its product is annotated as major facilitator superfamily domain-containing protein. The coding region runs from base 1 to 1488 and encodes 495 amino acids. Gene Ontology annotation, cellular component: membrane. Gene Ontology annotation, molecular function: transmembrane transporter activity. The transcript is spliced from 2 exons. Gene Ontology annotation, biological process: transmembrane transport. Lineage: Eukaryota; Fungi; Ascomycota; Sordariomycetes; Sordariales; Lasiosphaeriaceae. The record is from RefSeq and is a predicted model, not a curated record.
AUGCCUUCUGUUGCCUCUUUCAAAGAGCGGCCCCCGGCCCUCGCCGAAAAGGCUGGCUGCUCGUCUGAGUCUGGGUCCGGGUCCGACGCCGCCGAGUCCCUUGCCGCGCUGGCCGCCGAGGUGCUGGACCCCGCCAAAGAGCGCAAGCUCCUCCUCAAACUCGACUCGGUGUUUGUGCCCAUCGUCAUGAUGGUCUACCUGUCGUGCUUCCUCGACCGCAGCAACAUCGGCAACGUCAAGGUGGCCGGCAUGCCCGCCGACAUUGGCGCCUCGCCCGCCGAGUUCUCCACGGCCGUGUCCAUCUUCUACGCCACCUACGUCGCCUUCGAGGCCCCGUGGGCCAUCCUGCUCAAGAAGCUGACCCCGCGCUUCCUGCUGACCGCCCUGUGCGUCGUCUGGUCCAUGGCCACGGUCUUCUCGGGCUUCAUCACGUCCGUCGGCGGCCUGUACGCCGCCCGCCUGGUCCUCGGUGCCUGCGAGGGCGGCCUGUUCCCCGGCCUGAACCUGUACCUGACCAUGGUCUACAAGCGCGACGAGCAGGGCAAGCGCGUGUCGUACCUGUUCGUGUGCACGGCGCUGUCGGGCGCAUUCGGCGGCCUGCUGGCCUACGUCAUCCUCAAGAUGGACCGCGUCGGCGGCUACGCCGGCUGGCGCUGGGUUUAUAUCAUCGAGGGAAUUCUCAGUGUUCUCGCUGCGGCCGUCGUCUGGUUCUGCCUCCCCGACGACCCCUCCGACGCCUACUUCCUCGGCGACAAGGAGAAGCACAUGAUGCGCGUCCGCGCGGCCCAGCGCGCCCGGUACAUGGGCAGCGGCGAGUUUAGCUGGGAGGAGGUUAGGAUCACGUUGGAGGACCCAAAGAUGUGGAUCAGCGGCGCCAUCCAGUUCUGCCAAGACGUUCUGCUCUACGGCUUCAGCACGUUCCUGCCGUCCAUCAUCACCAGCAUGGGCUACGGCAGCCUCGAGGCGCAGUACCUGACCAUCCCGGUGUACAUGGUCGGCGGGCUGUCCUUCAUGGCCUUCGCGUACGUAUCGGACCGACUGUGCGUGCGCGGUCCGUUCAUCCUGCUGGCCAACGCGUUCGGUAUCGCGGGCUACGUGCUGAUCCUGUGCCCGACGGCCAACGGCGUCAGGUAUUUCGGGACCUUCCUGUGCGCCGCCGCCGUGUACAACGGCCCCGGGCUCAACCUGACGUGGCUCAAUGUUAACGUAGCCCCGCACUACCGCCGCGCUGCUGCUAUCGGCUUUCAGCAGACCCUCGGCAACACGGCCGGCAUCGUCGCCGGCCAGAUCUACCGCCAGGCCCCCUACGUGCUGGGCAACGGGUUUUCGGUCGGCGCGAUUGGCCUGGCGCAGUUUCUGGUCGUGGCCAAGUGGGCGUACGUCCGCCGCAGGAACGACGAGAAGCGCAGGAUCCAGACCGGCGAGAUUGCCGACGAGCGGUCCAUCAAGACGGGUGACCGGGAGCUUGAUUUCAAGUAUCAUUUGUGA